UGUGAAGGCGGAUUAAUGUAUUACCAAAACGAUAAUUUUGCUUUUAUUAUUUUAGAAAGUAUUUUGAAAAGCAAUUGCUCUCAUGUAUUUUUUUGUAUAAGUUACUUUUAUGUAUAUGACAUUAAGAUUAAUUUAAAUAGGUAUAACCUGACUUAUUUUAUAACUUUGAGUAUUUAGAUAUUUUUCUUAAGAUAUUUUUCGUUUAAAUAGUUUUCCCCUUUCGAAUGAAGGAUUUUCCUUCUAUAAAACUUUAAAUUGUUUUAAAGAGGUUUAUCAAAAAGGGGAGGUUACAACAAGUCUUGGAUGAAAUUUUAUGGAGAACUUGUUAAUCCUCCACCAAUUAGAAAGAGACCAGGGAAACCUAAGAAAAAUAAGAGGAAGUCAAAAGAUGAGCCUAAGAAAAUAUCCAAGGUAGUUAAAAUCUCAAGGAAAGGAAGGAUAAUGGCAUGUUCCCACUGCAAACAAGAGGGACACAAAAUGGCAGGAUGUCCAGUUAUUUCAAAUAAUGAGGUUGUUUCCUAUGGUCCUACAUCUUCUUCAACAUAGCAACCUUCUAUUGUAAAAGACAAGGGAAAAGUAAAGGUGACUACCAAUAGAAAACAAAAAGUCAAGAAAGGAAAGCAAUUAGGCAUAGGCAUGAAAGUGAAUGAGUACAUGGGUGCAAUGACAUGGAAUGUAAGUAAGAUAUUAGUUUAUUUACUUAAAAAAUUAUAUUUAAGUACUAGACUUUAUUGGUUGAAGUAGACUUUAUUGGUUGAAUUAGACCUCAUUGGUUUAAUCAAAAUCUAUUGUUUAUAACUUGGGUGGCCUUCUGAGUAUACCAUUAAAGAAGGCACUAUUGCAACAGCCAUGCCAACUUUCUAUCAGCAAAUAAGCAAUGCUUAGCAAGCCAACAAUUUUGCUGCAUCUUUGGACCAAAAAAACUUAUUUGUUAUUCCUUUUGAACAAAGAAGUAGUGCUCAACAAACUAAUUUUGAUGCUACGUCAUUGGAGCAACAAGCAUAUCUGUUAUGCCCCCAUCUGGAGAUGACAUGAGUCUUAACAAUGAAGACAACUAUUGGGUUGGGUUUUGAGAUAGAUAAAUAUGCCUUUUGUCUUUUGUGAAACUUAUCUAUAUUUGAAAUUUUAGUAUGUUGAUGUGGAUUAACUUGUUUCUAUAUGUGGACAUAUCCACAUGACUACAUGUUAUUUAGGUAGUUGGCUGACGGGAAAUUAAAAGUGGUCUGCAUUG
Molecule: messenger RNA, 1231 nt
Organism: Rubroshorea leprosula
Lineage: Eukaryota; Viridiplantae; Streptophyta; Magnoliopsida; Malvales; Dipterocarpaceae
Source: the annotation of a GenBank genome assembly